GUGAAUUUUACCUAGCAAUUCUCUCUCAUGGGGCCAAAUGGGCUCGGCAUGAUGGUUCAUAGAAGCUAUCCGACUAGCGCUUACCACCAUCCGACUUUUCCCAUUCCUUCUAUUUUCAGGACUCAAAUCAAGUCCUUGACCUUCUUUCAUCGCACCUUAUACCCACUCCCAUCAUGGAAGACUUCUACGAAGACCUCCCUGAGCGACCAGAAUGGCAAAUCAUCGCCGAGUUAAUCAAAAACCCAGAUUUCCCUCCCGCCGAGGCCGUCCAACGUCUCCUCCGGGCGCGCGAGGUCCUCCACCAGGAGGAACAAACCCCCCCGAGUGAAAUCGACGGCAACCACACAUGGUUCACCAUGUUCCCGCUCGUAGAGCUCGCAAGCCUCACUCCAGCCGCACAGCAGCAGAAGAUCAUCGAGUUCGUCGCCCAACUCCAACGCAUCAAACUCAUCGACCCCGCCACGGGCCAGCAGCCGACGGCAGUCGACUUGAAACUGUGGACUGAUCUCCCGUACCUUAGCGUGUACUUGGCUGAUCGGUAUGGCUUCCGUUAUAGAAGAUCCCAGGACGACCAGAAGGCUGACGAGGAUCUCCAGACGGAGUUGGAGUAUCCCCCCAGCGCAGUCCAGGAAUGGGAGAAUCGCAAUGCGUUCAUGGCGCAGCUGACCGCCGCGGCAGACGAGCUCGGCCAUCCCAUGGAUUUCUCGCUAUACGGGUUGUACUCGUGCCGAGAGGCGUUUGAGGAUGAUGAGGCGCGGGUGGAGGAGGCUGUGCGCGCAGCGUGUAUCUGGUAUAUGUAUGCGGGGCAGCGAAUGUGGGAAAACUGCCAGGUUCAGAGGAUGUUUGGGGAUGAUGACGAUCCUGGCCCGCCGCGACGAUUUGAUAUGGACCGAUGGGGGCUCUGGAAGGAUGGGUUGAAGGCGGCGCAGGUGGGCUUCCGACGGGCGAGUACGCUGGAGAUGAUCCGGAAGGCGUUGGUAGAGGUUGAGAAAGCGGAAUGUGGGAGUAAAGAUUGAAGGAGAAGGUGUGUCUGUUGUGUCACCUGUUGGACAAACAUCGAUACACUGUAG
Aspergillus ibericus CBS 121593 is the source of this 1070-nucleotide messenger RNA. Its product is annotated as DUF3632 domain-containing protein. Lineage: Eukaryota; Fungi; Ascomycota; Eurotiomycetes; Eurotiales; Aspergillaceae. The transcript is spliced from 2 exons. Bases 174 to 1016 code for a protein of 280 amino acids. The record is from RefSeq and is a predicted model, not a curated record.